Molecule: messenger RNA, 1711 nt
Organism: Stegodyphus dumicola
Lineage: Eukaryota; Metazoa; Arthropoda; Arachnida; Araneae; Eresidae
Gene: Usp20-33
Product: Ubiquitin specific protease 20/33
Biological process (GO): protein deubiquitination
Molecular function (GO): zinc ion binding; cysteine-type deubiquitinase activity
Source: RefSeq, a predicted model, not a curated record
UUUCGAUAGCCGAAAAAUAAAAUGCAAUAACUUAGCUAUUUGUUUAUAAUUCAUGCUGUUCCUAGUCAUAAAUUAAUUUUAAACAUUAGUAGCCAAGGCUACACCUUCUGACUUGCGUCGGUUCAUAUACAGUUUGUGGACCUGCUGACUUUUCGGAUGUAAUUAUCCUCCUCCGAUGUCUAGGAUGAGCGUUCCUAAGUCUCAUUGCCCCCAUAUUUCUACUAUUGGAAAUAUUACGAAGUACGAUGUUAUCGCUAAACAAAAUUCCUGCUGUGAAACUUGUAAGGUGGAAGGUCCUACCUUAUGGGUUUGUCUCCAUCAUGAUUGCUUGUUUGUUGGAUGCAAUGAUAGUACCUUUGAUAAUCACUGCAUGAAACAUUUUGAGAGGAAUAUUGAGCAUUGCUUAUUUCUGCAUUUAACUUUCCUGCAUGUGAUUUGCUUAUUAUGCGAAAACGAAGUUUAUUUGGAAAAUAAUGAUCCUCCAGUGCCUGGACUAAUUGAAUCACCACCUAUGGUAAUAGCUUCAUAUGAUUCUGAUGAGGAAGCAGCAGAACCUGAUGAAAAUUUCAAGCCAAGAGGCUUAACUGGUUUACAGAAUUUGGGCAAUACUUGCUAUAUGAACUCAGCUCUCCAGGCACUCUCAAAUUGUCCUCCGCUUACUCAAUUUUUUUUGUAUUGUGAAGCAUAUAUUCCUUCUGAUAAGAAACCUGGUUUAGCCAGGAGUUACAUGAGGCUUAUAAAAGAAAUGUGGCACGAGAAGAGGCCUAGUUAUGUUGUUCCUACUGGCAUAGCAUAUGGCAUGAAAGUUGUAUGUCCUGUUUUCAGAGGAUAUGCUCAACAAGAUGCCCAGGAGUUCUUACGAUGCUUUAUGGAUCAGUUACACGAAGAACUAAAGUACCCUGUUUUUGAAAUGCCAGAUAGCUCUCCAUCAUCUCCUGAUAGUCAUAGGGAAUUUAAUGAUAAUCGUGGAGAUUCUGACAUUCCAGUAUCAGAAGAUUCUAGUAAUUCCGAAGAUGAUUAUGAAACCUGCGACUCUGCUUUGAGUGAAAAGAGCUCUGGCUCCGAUGAAGCUGUUGAUUCACCAAAACCAUUACGCAAGAUGUUAUCACCAGAUGAAACAAUCCAUGCAUUAGUUCAUCCAUCUAUACGAAGAAAGGAAAAGUCAUCUCGUUCUAUUCAUAAAAUAGUAGUCGCUACAUCAUCUGAUCAAGACUUAAGCAGUCAGAAAGAAAUUGUAGGCGACGUGCCAACACCAAGUGAUAUUUCUGAAAAAAAAGGUGAUGAAAAUAAGGCAUAUAUAAAAGAAGGUGUGUAUCUAACCAGAUCUGAAACUGAGAUUUUAAAUGCUGAGAUUCAAGAUAUUGAUCUUGAAACAAUGUCUGUGCAAAGUGGAUUGACUACACGUUGGGUUCAUCAUUCAGCUUUGAAUUCCCUUAUUAAAAGACGGAAGCCUGUGUACUAUCGAAGCAUUAUAUCAGAUAUAUUUGAUGGGAAGAUUUUAAGUUCUGUACAGUGUUUGACCUGUGGUAGGGUACUUGCUACUAAGGCUCUAAAACCUAAAAACCGAGCUGACGCAUCAACUACUUUUCCCCCCCUCCCUGGCAGCAGUUGCACUAAAGCAGUGCGAAGGAUACUGGGAUACGUCACUCUGGUUGCACUAAGUGAGUGCUUAUACAAGACUUUCUUUGGCUCAUAUCCCGGCAUCGCUUGA